Myotis myotis is the source of this 1665-nucleotide messenger RNA. It is a transcript of the gene FYRD1, whose product is annotated as transforming growth factor beta regulator 1. Gene Ontology annotation, biological process: regulation of cell cycle. The transcript has 9 exons. Bases 216 to 1391 code for a protein of 391 amino acids. Lineage: Eukaryota; Metazoa; Chordata; Mammalia; Chiroptera; Vespertilionidae. Gene Ontology annotation, cellular component: nucleus. The record is from RefSeq and is a predicted model, not a curated record.
CCGGGCAGGGUUACUUCCGAGGCAACUGCGGAGACAGGAGGCACUGCCUGCCUUUGCGGGUUCAGGCCUAGCGCGCGCCGAGGAGCGUUCUGGAGAAAUCGGUUCCCCAGGGCCCGCUUCCGCCAGCGCAGACCCGCCGAGGCGGGCGCCCCGCCGCCCCUCGGCCGAACGCCGAUGCCCGCCGAGUCCGAGAGGCCCCGCGGCGGGGCCGGGCCAUGAGCCUGCUGGGCGGCCUCGCCCCCUCGCCGCGGGCCGCGCCGCCGUUCAAGGCCAGGAUGAAAAAGCUCCCGAAGCGGAGCCAGAACGAGAAGUACCGGCUCAAGUACCUGCGGCUGCGCAAAGCCGCCAAAGCCACGGUGUUUGAAAAUGCCGCUAUUUGCGAUGAAAUUGCUCGUCUUGAGGAAAAAUUUCUUAAAGCAAAAGAAGAAAGACGGUACCUGCUGAAGAAGCUCCUGCAGCUGCAGGCUCUGACUGAAGGGGAAGUGCCGCCUGCCGCUCCUGCUCACAGCUCCAGUUUGCCCCUGGCUUAUGGUGUGGCCAGCUCUGUGGGAACUCUGCAGGGAGCUGGGGCCAGUUCCGGGCCCAGCACGGGGGCUGAGGAACCAUUUGGGAAGAAAUCCAAGAAGGAGAAAAAAGAAAAAGGCAAAGAGAAUAACAAAUUGGAAGUUCUGAAGAAAACAUCCAAGAGAAAGAAAAUGGAGGGAGGUGCUCGCAAGCUGGUUCAGCCCAUUGCCCUGGAUCCCUCAGGACGGCCUGUGUUCCCCAUCGGACUGGGGGGUCUAACAGUAUAUAGCCUGGGGGAGAUCAUCACCGACCGACCUGGCUUCCAUGAUGAGAGUGCCAUCUACCCUGUGGGCUACUGCAGUACUCGAAUAUAUGCCAGCAUGAAGUGCCCAGACGAAAAGUGUCUGUAUACCUGUCAGAUCAAGGAUGGCGGUGCACAGCCGCAGUUUGAAAUCGUUCCUGAAGAUGACCCUCAGAAUGCCAUUGUCAGCUCUUCUGCAAACGCCUGUCAUGCAGAACUGCUCAAGGCCAUAAGGGCUACUCUGGGGAAAUUAAUGCCUGACCUGCUUCCAUCUGGAGCUGACUUCUUUGGGUUUUCUCACCCAACCGUCCACAACCUGAUCCAGAGUUGUCCAGGAGCUCGAAAAUGUGUCAAUUACCAGUGGGUGAAAUACGAUGUGUGCAAACCUGGAGAUGGGCCGCUGCCCCAAGGACCGCUGGAGAAUGAUGCAGCUAUAAGCUUUGAAGCCUUUCAGAGACAGAUCUUUGAUGAAGAGCAUAGUGAUGAUCCCAUUCUGCAAGGAAUUUCCCCCCCCAGGAUCCUUGGACCUCCCGGAGCUUCAGCCUACAGCCUUUGUGUCUUACCAGCCCCUGUUCCUGACAGAUGAACCCUUGGUAGAUGGUCACCUACAGCACUUGAAGUCUCCACCGCAAUGCAGCCCAACGCAGUCUUCAGAUUGAACGAGGAGGGAUCAGAUACCACAUCAUUUUCAUCAUGAUGAUUUUAACUUCAACUAAAACUUAAAAUAUAUGGAAAGAGGCAGCAAUUUAAAAGUGAAGAUUAAAUUAACACAUUUUGUCAUGGAGGUUCCCAUGGUGACAGUUUUCUCUGAGAAAAACUUCACCUGCUUUAUUUUUAGUAAUAAAUUUCUCUUGACAACA